Danio rerio (zebrafish) is the source of this 1907-nucleotide messenger RNA. It is a transcript of the gene rad23ab, whose product is annotated as RAD23 homolog A, nucleotide excision repair protein b. The record is from RefSeq and is marked validated. NCBI's taxonomy places the organism in Eukaryota, Metazoa, Chordata, Actinopteri, Cypriniformes, Danionidae. Gene Ontology annotation, cellular component: nucleus; cytoplasm. Gene Ontology annotation, biological process: nucleotide-excision repair; proteasome-mediated ubiquitin-dependent protein catabolic process. Gene Ontology annotation, molecular function: ubiquitin binding; damaged DNA binding; polyubiquitin modification-dependent protein binding.
ACAUCUCCACGCGCGCUCAUUCAGGACGCUGUUAUUCGCGUGGUCUCGCGCUCAGACACAAUGCUGACGAUAACUCUGAAGACCCUCCAGCAGCAGACGUUUAAAGUGCAGAUAGAUGAGGAACUGACGGUAAAGGCUCUUAAAGAGAAGAUAGAGGAAGAAAAGGGGAAAGAUGGUUUUCCAGCGGUCGGUCAAAAACUAAUCUAUGCAGGCAAAAUUUUGAAUGACGAUAUACCUCUGAAAGAAUACAAAAUAGAUGAGAAGAAUUUUGUUGUGGUGAUGGUUACAAAGCCAAAAUCUGCAGCGUCGCCACAAACUCCCACUCCUGUACCAGUGUCCGAAACCCCCACACAUCAACCCACGACUCCUGUUGCGCCUCCUAAUGCCUCCAUAGUGCCUGAAACGACCCCUGAUCCUGCUCCUGUAGAACCAGCUGCAUCAGUGGAGCCGAUUGACCCACCCGUCACAGCGCCCCCUGCUGCAUCGGAGGAUACUGUAGAAACAACUGAACCCGUUAGCGCUACUCCUGCUCCAGUCGUAGAAGAGGAGAUCCAGGGCCAAGAGGAGCAGGCCAUCGCCCAAUCAGAGGCCAGCCUCACAGAUGAAUUGAGUCUUUUAGAAGCAGCUGCAUCGAUACUAGUUACAGGUCAAGCGUAUGAGAAUUUGGUGACGGAAAUCAUGUCGAUGGGUUAUGAGAGGGAACAGGUGAUCGCUGCUUUAAGAGCAAGUUUCAACAACCCGGACAGAGCCGUGGAGUACCUACUUACGGGUAUUCCAGCAGAGUCAGAGCAGCCUCCACAGGAAGUAGUUCGACCCACACCCUCGUCCAACCCGACUCCUCCAGCACCACAGAGAGCUCAGCCUCCACCUGCCGCCGCCGGUGCAGAGUCUGGCGGUGCGCAGGCAUCUGCAAACCCAUUGGAGUUCCUGAGGCACCAGCCGCAGUUUCAACAGAUGCGGCAGAUCAUCCAGCAGAACCCAUCGCUUCUGCCUGCACUGCUGCAGCAGCUCGGCCGAGACAACCCACAACUUCUGCAGCAAAUCACGCAGCAUCAGGAGCGGUUUGUGCAGAUGUUGAACGAGCCUGAAGCUGAAGCUCCCGCUGCACCACAGACCAACUACAUACAGGUCACACCCCAGGAGAAAGAGGCCAUCGAGAGGUUAAAAGCUCUGGGGUUUCCUGAAGGUCUCGUCAUUCAAGCGUACUUCGCCUGCGAGAAGAACGAGAACCUCGCGGCAAACUUUCUGCUUCAGCAGAACUUUGACGACGAAUGAACGUUAUGACGGCGGAGAAAGUGAAACCUCUAGGCCACAUGUGUGUGUGUGUGUGUGAGUCUGAAUGUGAACAAGUAGGAAGUCGACUGGUCUUCCAUGAUGAUUGUCAUGGAGUUUAAACUGAAGCCAUGAUGUGACGUUAAAUCAGCACAGCUUUUAUUUUGAUAGAUAUAUAGCCGAUCCUCUGCGAUGAGGAGUCUGUUGUCUGUCUGGAUUCUGCUGCUAUUAAUGCGUUGUGUCGAUUGAGGUUUUAUUUAUCGCAGUUAAAACCCUGCCAAAAAAACACAUCAUCAUUCAUUUCACGUUUUUCGAGAUGAUUUAGUCAAGGUAGAUGGCAAAUUUAGUUAAUCACCGACGAAAAUUACUUUUUGAGGAAUAGAUGUACAACUUUUCAGCAUAUGAUUUUUUGUAAACCAUUUUUUGUUUUGCAUUUUUCUCCACUGGAAUAAUUAUGCAACAUAAUUUUUUCGAUUGCAGUAUUAAUAAUAGUAUUAAUGAUCCUUUUAACUCUAUUUAGUUGCCAUUUAGAGUUUCUCGCCUAUAACAUUGACUUUCAUCAUUUCACAGCCCAUUUUUGUUUGGUUUUCUGCAGUGGAGUAGUUAUUUUUCAUUUUGUUUAGCCGACGUUAAAA